AUGAAAACAUCUGUCUCUGCACCAGUCGUUGGCUACUACGGCCAAUUCUCGAGGGAUCAAAAGGUGUUCGGAGAGAAAGGAGAUUUCAUCACUUCCCCAGAGCUUACUCAACUCUUCGGUGAAAUGAUUGGAGUAUGGGUGUUCCAUGAGUUGGCUAAUACAGGACACAAGGGCUCAUGGCAACUAGUAGAGCUAGGACCGGGAAGAGCUCAGCUGAUGAAUGAUGUCUUGAAUGCGUUGGCGAAGUUCAAUGACAACGAUGUUUCUGUUCACCUUGUUGAAAUGUCGGAUGCUUUGAUAGACGAACAAGAAAAUUUUUUGUGCAUUUACAACUCGGAAAACACGAAGGGCACACCUCAUGUUCGGAAAAACAAAACUCGAACUGGUGUAAACAUUUAUUGGUAUAAGUCUAUCGAUGAUAUUCCCGAUGGAUUCACCGUUUUCAUUGCCAACGAAUUUUUAGAUGCCCUCCCGGUUCAUCAAUUUAAAAAAACCGGAGAUCUGUGGAAAGAAGUUUAUGUUAACCUGACUAAAGAAGGAGACUUACGCUUUAUGACAUCGAAAGGAGAAAAUUUGCACACCAAAGGUCUCAUUCCUGCAGCUAUCCGCAACGAAAAUUCACGUCUUACAUGGGAAUGCUCACCGGAAUCAGGAACUGUUGUAAAUCAAAUAGUUGACAGAAUAACAACAUUCGGUGGUUUUUCACUUUUGGUGGAUUAUGGACAUGAUGGAUCCCGGAAUACUCAUUCAUUCCGCGCAUACAAAAACCACGAACAAGUAGACCCUCUGUCGAAUCCGGGAGUUGUCGAUUUGACUGCGGACGUCGAUUUCGGAUAUUUGACAACACUUGUUGAGGAUAGGGCUCUCGUCUAUGGACCCAUUGAACAAAGAGUAUUUCUCACACAACUCGGCAUCGAACAUAGACUGCGACGCCUCUUGCAAAUCUGCAAAAAUAGAGAAGAACAAGAACAGUUAAUCAGUGAGCACAUUUUCCAGAUCCUCUUAAACCCCUUUAUUCUAGAAUCAUACAAUAUGCUGAUUGGAGAUAUGGGAACAAAGUUUAAAGCAUGGGCUUUGUUUCCAAAAACACUGAAGUUCAUCCUGGACCAGAGAGGUGGCCCAGUUGGUUUUUUAUCGAAAGAAAAAGCAGAGAAGAAAGCAAACGAUGAGUGA
Molecule: messenger RNA, 1173 nt
Organism: Caenorhabditis briggsae
Lineage: Eukaryota; Metazoa; Nematoda; Chromadorea; Rhabditida; Rhabditidae
Exons: 5
Coding region: 1-1173 (390 amino acids)
Biological process (GO): mitochondrial respiratory chain complex I assembly
Cellular component (GO): mitochondrion
Molecular function (GO): protein-arginine omega-N symmetric methyltransferase activity
Source: RefSeq, a predicted model, not a curated record